Tripterygium wilfordii is the source of this 1093-nucleotide messenger RNA. Its product is annotated as probable enoyl-CoA hydratase 2, mitochondrial. Gene Ontology annotation, molecular function: enoyl-CoA hydratase activity. Gene Ontology annotation, cellular component: mitochondrion. Gene Ontology annotation, biological process: fatty acid beta-oxidation. The coding region runs from base 16 to 981 and encodes 321 amino acids. Lineage: Eukaryota; Viridiplantae; Streptophyta; Magnoliopsida; Celastrales; Celastraceae. The record is from RefSeq and is a predicted model, not a curated record. The transcript has 8 exons.
GGUAGUUUCGGAUUGAUGGGUACUCUGACGACCUUACGGAGGUCUCUCGGCCAUCACUGCCUGCGAAAAUCGAGUCCCAGUCCUCACAUAUCUAAGCUUUUCGAUUUGAGUCAAGGAUCGCUGCUAAACGUCAUCGUCUCUGGAAGUUUCAACUUGCAGUAUCAGAGUCGCCGGACUCUGAUUCUAGAGUCCGCACUCUCUGAAUCAGUCAAAUUAAAGAGACUCUCCGACUCUGGAAUUGUUGAGGUGAAUUUGGAUAGGCCUGAAACAAAGAAUGCGAUUGGGAAGGAUAUGCUUAGAGGGUUAAAGCAUGCUUUUGAAACUAUCGAUGAAGAUGAAUCUGCUAAGGUUGUAUUGGUCUGCAGUUCAGUUCCCAAGGUGUUUUGCGCUGGUGCUGAUCUUAAGGAGCGCAAGAUGAUGACUCCUUCUGAAGUAAAAUUUACUGUCAACAAGCUGCGGUCAAUGUUCUCAUUGAUAGAGGCACUUCGUAUUCCAACCAUUGCUGUUAUUGAAGGAGCAGCUCUGGGUGGUGGACUUGAAAUGGCAUUAUCAUGUGAUCUUCGGAUAUGUGGAGAAGAAGCAAAAUUGGGUUUGCCAGAAACAGGACUUGCUAUAAUUCCUGGGGCUGGUGGGACGCAACGACUUCCAAGAUUGGUGGGAAAAUCAGUGGCAAAGGAACUCAUAUUUACUGGUAGGAAGAUUGGUGGAAGAGAAGCGAUGAUGAUGGGUCUUGUCAAUUACUGUGUCCCCGCCAGUGAAGCUCAUCUAAAGGCGCUUGAAAUUGCUCGAGAAAUAAAUCAGAAGGGUCCGAUUGCAAUAAGGAUGGCGAAGAGGGCUAUUAACCAUGGAAUUGAGAUUGACUUGGCAUCUGGUUUGGAAUUGGAAGAAGAAUGCUAUGACCAAACCUUGCAUACUAAAGACCGUAUGGAAGGCUUGGCAGCAUUUGCGGAAAAGCGGAAACCAAGGUAUUUUGGUGAAUAGGAUUAACACGUUGGUUGUAAUGAUCUUCUUCAAUCUUCGUUGACUGGGCAUUGGAGAAAUUAAUCAUGUAAUACAUACAUUGUUAUGUGCAGUUAAAACAACUGUGAAAAUA